UCUGUUAGUCGAGUUUUUUCAUUGGUUAUGCAAGAAGAAAAGCAGCGUGUGGUUAAUGCUAUCACUAGUAACAACAGUGAGAACCUUGCCUAUGCUGUUGCUGAAUCUAAUGGAUCCAAGUCUAAGAAUGGGAGAAGGGAUAGACCUCUGUGCUCACAUUGUAAUGUUCUUGGUCACACCAAAGAUAAGUGUUUCAAGCUUCACGGUUAUCCACCAGGUUUUAAGAAAGGAAAAGUGUUCACCCCUUCACAACCAAAUGCCAAUGCUGUAAACACAGAGAACAUGGAUGUAGAAACGCCUUUGAACACCAAGCAGUAUCAGCAACUCAUAGCAUAUAUUCAAGGACAGAUGGCCAGACAAUCUAACACAGACCCUACACCAAGUGAUUCAGUUGGACACUCAGCAGGGGAAGGUGACUGGUUCGGGUGAAUACACUCAUGGCCUCUACUUCCUCAAGUCUGCUCAUAAGGAGGAUUCUAUUUCCCUUAAUGUCCAUUCAAAUAAAAGUUCUCUAUCUGAACCUAGCUGUAAUGUUGUUGGAAAUGUUUCUUUCAAUACUUGGCAUGCUAGAUUAGGACAUUUAUCUGAUCAUGUUUUACAUUCUAUGCAUAAAUCUGUUCCAAAUCUAUUCUCCUUUAAUAAAAAUAGUCAUGAAUUCUGUAAAGUUUGUCCCCUUGCAAAAUUUCAUCGUUUACCUUUUAUUGCACACAAUAAUCACACUACAUCACCCUUUGAUCU
Messenger RNA from Vicia villosa (hairy vetch), 738 nucleotides. RefSeq lists its product as uncharacterized. Bases 28 to 429 code for a protein of 133 amino acids. The transcript is spliced from 2 exons. The record is from RefSeq and is a predicted model, not a curated record. NCBI's taxonomy places the organism in Eukaryota, Viridiplantae, Streptophyta, Magnoliopsida, Fabales, Fabaceae.